AACAGCGGGCGGGCGCGGAAAUAAAACCGGAGAAAAGAAAAAAAGAGUGUCGGAUUUUUUUCGAAACUCAGAAACGAAAAAUAAGUCCGCUGAUAAACCCCACAAAUACAUGAUGAUAAAAAAGGAGAAAAAUCAAAAGAAUAUAUUAAAUAAAAAAAUAUAUCAACAUAUCUAAAUAAAACUGUUGUGUUCGUAGCCCGAUCGAAAUGUGUGGCGGCAGCUAAGCCAGAAACAAAUCAGUUAACGUGACAAUCAAAUGAUUAAUUAGCCAAAAGGUGAAACAGUGCAUUCUAUGUGAAACGAUCAGCUGAUUGGAUUUACGGACACAGCCAGAAGAAAAUUGAAAAAUUGUAAAACUAUUGAAGUAGAGCCAGUGCCAAGGAAACCCAAAAAGAAAUUCGAAUAAAAUUCAAAAGUUGUCGCUGUCGCUGUCGCAAGUGCAAUAUAAAAAUAUAUAUAUAUGUACAUAUUGUUAAUCGGAAUAAUAAUUGUACAUAACAUAAAGUGCAGCGGUAAAAAAUUCCAAGAAAUAAAAUAACAUAAAAUAAGGUGUAUUGAGAAUUGCCGCUCGGAUUCGAUUGCAUUUUUGUGCGCCGCGCUUCGGCCCCGAGGAAUCAUAUGAAGCUUGAUUUUCGCUCGGAGUCUUGUUCGCCGACCACAGCAGAAAGCCCCAGACCCAGACCCAGCCCCAUGUACGACUGCCGACGAUAUUACGCACAAACCCAUGUUGGAUUAUAAUUUAUACCCUUAAAUUUGGGGGCUACAAUGCGGCCAGAAAUAUACAAUGUUACUACAGUUCACGCUGCCCAAUGUCAGGACUAUUUUUAUACUGAUGGUAAUGCUUGCUCUUGGGAUCAAAACAGGCGCAAAGAAAACGGACGAAUAUGUUUUAACGUUGAAGAAACACAACGAUCGUGCGCUGCACAUCAACGCGCACGGCAAAGUGACCGCCGAGGACAUAUCGCUGGCACAAUCCUUCACGAUGGACAGUGUGGGCGAUGCACUGAGCGUGGACUUCAAAAUCACCAUCUAUGCCAAGGAUGUGGACUACUAUCUGUGCUUUCAUCAAGGCAGACUUGUUGGAAAGAGAAACGCCACAAACGACUGCCACUUCAGGGAGUCACUGGAUCACGGCUACUAUCAGUUCACGCACGCCUACAAUCCGGUGCUGCAUGUGGGGAUCAAGCGCAACUUUAGGCCCAUCGGUCUGCGGGACAUGGAGAGCCCGAAUCGGAUGCGCAAUGCGUGUUUCCUGUUCUUCCGCUCGGAGGCGGAGCAUUUCCGCAGCAAUAUGGCGCUGUUGGCUCCCAGGAAACACAAGUUUUCCACCAAAACCACUAAAGCGACCACCACGUCGACAACGACAACAACCACGCCCAGUACUACAACCAGCAGCACUACAGCCAGACCCACAACAGCCCCCACAACCCCCCCCACCACCACAACCACAAUGUUGAGCCCAGUGCCAGUGUCGGGCACGAAACGCGUGCGUGGAAGUCCGCGUCGCCCUGCAGCAUCUUCGGCAGCAACCAGUAUUACUAGCGAUAGUUCUUCUAUAGCCCACAACAACCACAACAGCAAUAGCCUUAAGUCCUACAACCAAGCCAAUAGCAACAACAACAACAACAACAAGAAAGACAACCACUUGGAUGACAUGCUGCAGGAGCAAAAAAUCAUCAAGCGAAACUGGGAACGGCGCCAGCACCGCCAGCAGCAGCAGCAGCAGCAGCACCGCCUAUGGCAGCGGCAGCAACACAGCGGCGCCACAGUGGGGGCCAUGCAACAGCCGCAGCCGAAGAACCUGGAGGUGCGCCACCAUCACAACAACGCCGCCCUCAUGGAGCGGCGACGACGCCGCCGGCUGGAGAGGCGUCGCCACAAGCAGCAGCAGCAGCAGUGGGAGCAGGUGCAGCUCGACACCGAGCACCUGCCCAAGGCCUCGUCGUCCGCCUCCUCGUCGACGGCCACCACAACGGCCCUGACGGCCACAGCGGCCUCGCUGGCCCCCUCCGCUUUCAAUCUGGUGGCCAUCCUGGCGGCCAGCAGUCGUAAGCGGGACAGGCGGAAAAGGUCUGCCGCUGCCGCUCCCGCUGCAGCGAGAUCAGCGGGUUCCGGUGCGGCCACAAGGGCGGACAUGCAGCUGGUGGAGAUGGCCUCGCAGCGCCACCAGCAGCAGGAGCAGGAGGAGGAGCGGGAGCGGGAGCAGCAGCAACAAAACGAAUACUCAAGACCCUAUGUUAAUAGAAACCUAGAAACCCUAAGGCCAGAGCAAACCCUGCAGCUACCACCACACCUAAACGUAAGCCGUAAUCUAAACGUAGAUCUUAGUCUAUAUCUAAAUAGUGAUAGCGAUAAUGUUAAUAAUGCAAUACCUGCCUUGCCAAAAAACUACAACUACAACUACUUGUACAGUAACGAGCAUUAUAAUAUGAGUACUAAAAGUAGCACGACUGAUUCUAGUAGUUUAGAGACUAGCACUAAGUUCGAUAGUCCAAAUAGCCAUAGCCAUAGCCAUAGCCAGAGCGCGUUCAAUCAGAAUAUUGACAAUAAUCUUAAGCAAUCCAACGAUCGAAUUGACAGUGUGGCAGAUGAAGCCGCAACGAAAGUGGAGCCAGGGGCAACAGCGGAAGCGGAAACAGUUAUCGAAACUGUGGCGGAGAAUCGCAAUCAUAUUGAUGCUAAUAAUAUAGUCGACGAUGGCUCUCCCAUCGAGCAGGAGCACGAAAAACAUAUUCUAAAGAAGCUUUUUCGUAGCCUAAACCUGUCACAGCCGCAGCAGCAGCAGCCUCAGCAGCAACAAUAUAAUAUUGAUAACUAUAAUGCAAAUAUUAACGUUGUUAACGAUAACGGGCUGCUGAUCAAUAAUAACCAUAAUAGUAAUUAUAACGAGCAAUUUGCGAAUGACGAUGAAACGAUACGAAUUCGAAAUAAUAAAUAUGAAACACAUAUAGUACAAUACAAACCUGUGCUUACGCUGAGAUUUUGCCAACUCUGA
Drosophila miranda is the source of this 2995-nucleotide messenger RNA. RefSeq lists its product as uncharacterized. The transcript has 6 exons. The record is from RefSeq and is a predicted model, not a curated record. NCBI's taxonomy places the organism in Eukaryota, Metazoa, Arthropoda, Insecta, Diptera, Drosophilidae. The coding region runs from base 785 to 2995 and encodes 736 amino acids. Gene Ontology annotation, molecular function: growth factor activity.